Acanthopagrus latus (yellowfin seabream) is the source of this 5948-nucleotide messenger RNA. Its product is annotated as protocadherin alpha-C2-like. The transcript has 3 exons. Gene Ontology annotation, molecular function: calcium ion binding. Bases 156 to 2603 code for a protein of 815 amino acids. Gene Ontology annotation, cellular component: plasma membrane. The record is from RefSeq and is a predicted model, not a curated record. NCBI's taxonomy places the organism in Eukaryota, Metazoa, Chordata, Actinopteri, Spariformes, Sparidae. Gene Ontology annotation, biological process: homophilic cell-cell adhesion.
GCCGCGCUCCUCCAGCGGUGCUCUUCUGUUCAUGGCCUACUGCAGCUACAACUACAGCGUGGAGGCAAGAAUGACACCGGCGCUCCCCUACGCCAAGACAACCUGAUCGUAAGGACGGAUCUUUUUUUUAACUUCUCAUAUUAUAAAAUACCACAAUGAUGGCGCGCGUCGUCGCACCUUCACGGACGCGGCUGAUCGCGGCCGUUUUUCCGUUCUUGGCACUAUGGGGAUGCGCGCUUUCCAUCACUCGCUACUCUAUUCCGGAGGAGAUGGAAGAGGGCUCCUUUGUUGCCAAUCUGGCCACGGAUUUGGGUCUGGAUGUCCGCAGUUUGGUGGAGCGCAGGGCGAAGCUCGAUGUCAUUCACAGCAAAAAUUACCUUGACAUCAACAAAGAGACGGGGGAGCUGAUAAUCCGCGAGAAGAUAGACCGAGAGAGCAUAUGCAUGACUAAAACAACCUCGUGCUUCCUGAAAAUGGAUGUCAUACUCGAGAACCCCAUUCGCAUUUUUAACAUCGAGUUAGAGAUCAUGGACAUCAACGACAACGCGCCCGUGUUUCGCAGGAGGACAAUGCACUUGGACGUGUCGGAGGCAACCCCUCCCGGCGAGAGGUUCUCAUUGACAAACGCCGUGGAUGCGGAUGUGGGGGCGAACACAAUCAAGACCUACCAUCUGAGCGAGAGCAAAUACUUCAACAUCGACAUACAGACCGGGAGCGAUGGUUCCAAAUAUGUCGAUUUAGUGCUGAGUGGUAAUUUGGACAGAGAGGAGCAUUCGAUUCAUAAUUUGAUUUUAACCGCUGUGGAUGGAGGGGUGCCUCCCCGCUCCGGCACAGCCAGCAUCGUUAUCAACGUCCUGGAUAUCAAUGACAACGCCCCCCAGUUCAGUCAGCCGGUAUUUUCUGUCAAUGUCUCGGAGAACUCGGCUGCGGGGACUGUGGUCAUGACCUUAAACGCAACAGACCUGGAUGAAGGCACCAACGCUCAGCUGGUGUACUCAUACACGCUGUACACCUCAGAGAAGACUCAGGAGCUCUUCUCGCUGGAUCCAAACUCGGGGGAGAUCAAGGUGAAGGGGGUGAUCGACUACGAAGAGAGUCAGAGUUUUGAGAUGUACAUACAGGCUCAGGACAGAGGGGCCAACCCGCUGUCAGGCCACUGUAAAGUCAUGGUGUUCGUCACAGAUCUGAAUGAUAACUACCCCGAGGUGCUGAUCAAGUCCGUGAAGAGUUCGCUGACGGAGGAUGUCGCUGUUGGGACUCUGAUCGCGGUGAUCAGUGUCAGCGACAGGGACUCCGGGGCCAACGGGGUAGUGGAGCUCACCUUGAACCGGCAGCGGUCUUUGCCGUUCCUGCUCAACAAAUCCUCUGAGGGCUACUUUGAGCUGCUGGUGUCAAAACCACUGGACAGAGAGAUCAUCAGCAAAUAUGACAUCACGCUGAGGGUGACUGACAAAGGCUCCCCGCCUUUAUCUGAAAACGAGACCAUCACGUUAGAGAUCCUUGAUGUCAAUGACAACGCGCCCAAAUUCCCCCAGUCCUUCUACACUAUCCAUGUCGUGGAGAAUAACCUACCAGGGGCGUUGCUGACAUCUCUUAGCGCGCUUGACCCAGAUCUCAACGAGAACCAGUACUUGGUUUAUUUCAUAAUGGAGAAGGAGAUUGUUAACACGUCUAUGUCAAUGCUGUUCUCCAUCAACCCUGAGAAUGGAGAUCUCUAUGCCCUGAAGACCUUCGACUAUGAGAGAGAGAGGGAGUUCCUCUUCCACAUCGAGGCACGAGACUCCGGCGUUCCCCCGCUGAGCAGCAAUGUGACAGUUCACAUCAUCAUUCUGGACCAAAACGACAACACUCCUCUCAUAGUGUCACCUUGGCGGGCGCAGGGCUCCGUCGUGGAGGAGGUCAUCCCGAGGUCCACAGAUAAGGGGCACCUGGUGGCCAAAGUGAUCGCCAUCGAUGCCGAUUCGGAGCAGAAUGCCAGGGUCACGUACCAGCUCCUGCAGAUCACCGAUGCGAGCCUCUUCAGCCUGGAUCAGUACAACGGUGAAAUCCGGACGACGAGGAUGUUCAGUUAUAGAGACCCGAGGCAACAGCGGCUGGUGAUUGUUGCCAAAGACAACGGUGAACCUGCUCUCUCUGCUACUGUCACCAUCAAGAUAUCGACAGUGGAACAUGUCAUGUCCUUUUCAGAGACUACAGAGUUGCCAAUAGAGUACGACGUCUUCACAGACCUAAACCUCUACCUAGUAAUCGGUUUAGGGGCUGUGUCGUUUCUGCUGCUGAUAACCAUCCUGGUUAUUAUCGUGCUGAAGUGUCAGAAACCAAAGCCAAAGGCCAUCAAGAUCCCCCCGGCCAACAGGAACAGCGUGAUCAGCAGGAACAGCGUGAUCAGCCAGAGAAGCUCCACCAUCGCAGAUUCCACCCUGAUCUCCAGCGAUGCCUACUGGUACAGCUUGUUCCUCGCCGAGACCAGGAAAGGCAAGGUGGUCGUGAGACAGCCGAUCAUUCCCAAAGGAGCCGGGUAUUUCGUUUCCAGUAUACCCAGAAGCAUAGGGCCGAGCGAGACCACAGACUCCAGAGCAUCCACACUGGAGUACUCAAAAUGAAAGGAAGUCCAUUCUACAACUGGAGCAACCCAGGAGAGAACUGCCAUGAUAUAAUCAUCUCUUCAUGGGAGUCUCUGGCUGGAACUCUUCCCUGUGACUCACAAAGAAGAUGUAAAAAAAAGAAAAAAAAAAAAGCUCCCCCACGCUCCAACUCUUCUCUCUCCCCAGCUCCUCUGAUCCCAAUCCGCCCCCGUACAGUCAUCGACCAAUAAUCACCUCAGCUUUUCUACCUGCCUCUCUCUCUUUUAAGCAUGAAUCUGCAUGAUUCUACAACAUGGUCAACAAAAAAAGAUAUAUAGGGUUGGACAUAAAAGGGACUGAAAUCAUUACCGGCAGGAUGUUCGGACAUCUCUAGGGUUGCCUCAUGUAGUUAAUCAUUCCCUCUUUAACACUUAACGAAACUCCUCAGUGGACAUAUUUGCCUUCUCUGCAGGGUUUUUAACGCCGUGUGCUGUAGUUUCUAGAAAACCAUCAUAUACAUACGUCACGCUACGUCCUUUUUUUAAGUGAAAGUUGAAAAACACGCCUAUUUACAAAUGCAACCCUGAUUUCAAAAAGAAGUCGGGACGCUGUGGGAAACAUAAAUUAAGUGAUCAUUUGCUCAUCCUGUUUCAUAUACACUCAACUGAAAAACAGCAGAAUGACGAUAUAUUUAAUGUUUUACCUCAGCAACUUGAUUGACUUUUGAUUUUUGUUUUUUUAUUUUUUAAUAUGUGCUUGUUCUGAAUUUGGUGAACAUUUUUAAAAAGUUUGGGCCGCAAACGACUGGCUAAGUUGUUGAAUUGCUCCAGAAACACCUCCAUACCACAUACCACCAUUCAGCCGGUUCAAAAAGUUUGACAGUGAUUCAAAUUGUAUUAUAAUUAUUGAUAUUCACUGAUAUAAGUGUAAUCAAACCAAAAAGACUAAUAACUUUAUAAAAGCUGAAUACAUUUUUUAUUCCUUCUCGAUCAUAACAUUCUCCAUUACCUUUACAUUUUUACUUCCAAGUCGUGUCUUCAACUUUGUCAUCAAGUGAUUUGAGUUGACUAAAAUCCAAGAGUCCACAUGUCUGGCUGCAGGUAAACACGGUCCUUUGCAUAUGAUUGCACUCUAUUUUUGUUAAUUCAGGUGUUUCUCACGUCGUCCCAACUUUUUUUUUUUGGAAUGGAGGUUGUGCACAUGAAUCAGGGUGAAUAGAUUCUUCCAUAAUUCUUCCAAAUACCGAAUUGUAGCUGGUUAUGUCAGUGAUUCAGGCUUUGCACUUGGUGUUUUUUCUCUGUUUUUCUGGAAGCAUUUCUACCGUGUUACGACUCACGGCCUUUCAGCAGGGCUCGAACUGUCGACCGAAUGAACCAAUCAGGUUUUGAUUUCCCCAUUUCUUUUAGUUUUUUUCUUUUACAGUGUCUGUCGUACUCAACUGUGAUGAAUGUGUGAAAUGAAAGAAUGAAAGAAAAGUGUAAAACUGAACAAAAAGAUAGGAGAUUUCUCUUUUCAUUUGAUUGUAGAUACUGUGGUUCUGUAGAGACGAUAAUGAGGUCGGAGAAGCAAAAAGACUCUUGACACCAACAUCAGGUCCAUCUCGUGCAGACAUCUGCGCCGGUACAGAACAUCUUGACGAGGUUGGACACUUAUCAGGCUGCAACACUGAAUUUUUCAGAACUUUGAUCACGUUUCACACACAGUUUCAGCCUGUCUCGUCUGGUCGGAGUCAGAGAGGUCGAGGGUGCAACUGGGGGAGGUGUGGCCGCAGAUAAAAACAUGCAUUUGUAAGGCACUGUGACAUCACAAAUUGGGGGCGGGGCCAGACUGGGGUCAAAUGUAAAUCCAUCUCCCUUUAUAAUAAGACAUUAUCAAAAUUAUAAGCUAUUAUCUUACCAAUCCCAUCUUUUUCUCCCAGACCGAUAAAGCAGUGCAAACCGUAUUAAUCAAAAAAUACAAUUACAGUAAAAAUAAAUAAAUUUAAAAAAAAAAUAUUUUGUAAUGACAAAUCGAGAAAAGAGUAAGGAAAAACAAAAAUGUAUUUAUCUUUGCCGUGGCGCGAGGGAAUAUAAGGUCCAGGCAAGGUGUUGUUUUAUGAAUCUUCAUGUUUUUUAUAAAUAUUUUAAGUAUUAACUUUUAAUGCUGCUUUCGUGAGCUUCUUCAAGGGCAUUUGUGUUGCAUACUUGUAGUUUUUAGUGCGUACGAUGUCGUUUUGAUAGUGUACAUAAGUUCAAAAACGGAAGCUAAAGUCCUUUUUUUUUUGUCUUGACCUCAGAUGUGGCGCUGUUGCACUACUUGUCAACAAGCCCAGGACUUUUGUUUUGUUAAUUUUCUCAGUAAACAAACGAGGAGCUUAUUAGGACUCACUUUAUUUAGGGUUGUUGAAUGAUCCAAUCUGCUCGGGGUGUGAGGGAAGGAGAUUAAAACGGUGAGAGGGAGAGCGUAGCUGCAGUGUUCUGCCGCUGACUCUGCAAGAAAAAAUCUACAUGGAUGGCGCGUAGAAAGUAUUAAGCGGAUGACAGCACUUUGAAAUAUGCGCCGGAUCCAAACGUGUCUAACUGUUUUCCGAGACGUAUCGAGCUACAUGUUCUGAGUCGGUGAAAUCUAACCUCUCCUCUUCCUCUCUCACCGUUUGCGCCCAGAAACAAACACAGCCGGCUGUCUGUCGCACUGAAAACAGACGCCGCAUGACGAGGGGGAUCUCUACACGGUGUGCAAUCGAUGACGCCCGAUUCCAAAAGUUGUUUCUAAAAGACAGAAUUGCACAUGUGAUGAGCUCCUUUGCGUGCCUUCUGCAUUGUAAACGGUGUACUGUACCUGACUGUUAAUGAAUGAAACGAUGGCAUGUCAUACAGUAUUAUAAAUCACAGUUACCCCGAUGAUCAAAACACCUUGAAUCUCUAAAAGUAGAUGGGGGUGGGGAGGCUCAGCCUUUUCUUUUUUGGUUUUGGAGCAGACGUUGUACGGAGAACCAGUAGAUGCAUUUACUGUAAAUUGAACUGCUUUAUACUUUGUGUUUUUUAUACAGUGGACUUUUUUGAUAUUCUUCUGUAUUCACUGUGAUCGGACGGCACAGGAGGUCGCUUGUGCUCGGCAUAGUAAAAAAAAAAAAAGUGUGUUUUUCUUUCUCAUUCGUGUGCGCAGCUCAGUUUUUUUCUUCUGUUGUUUUUUUUUUCCUCUGCUAAUUUGCCAGUCAGAUUGUACCGUAUGCUUCGAGAGUCGCAUCAGAAAAAAACCUAAUCCGGUUCCAUCCCACUUAGUGGAUCAAAGACAGUAUGGGAGAGAAUGGUCUCGCUUUUCUUUUCAAGUCUGGUUUAAUUGUCGGAUUUUGAUGUUGCUUAUUUGGCUUAAAUGUUCUGCCUGAUCAUACUAGUUUGAAUAAAG